Leishmania braziliensis MHOM/BR/75/M2904 is the source of this 1032-nucleotide messenger RNA. RefSeq lists its product as hypothetical. The record is from RefSeq and is a predicted model, not a curated record. The transcript has a single exon. Gene Ontology annotation, cellular component: RecQ family helicase-topoisomerase III complex; nuclear body. The coding region runs from base 1 to 1032 and encodes 343 amino acids. Gene Ontology annotation, biological process: resolution of meiotic recombination intermediates; double-strand break repair via homologous recombination. Lineage: Eukaryota; Euglenozoa; Kinetoplastea; Trypanosomatida; Trypanosomatidae.
AUGACAGCACUCGUGGAGGAAAUAAGGGAGAAGUACUCGUUGUCGCUAUCAGCUGACUACGUCGAGCGUUGUUUGCAGUCGAAGGCGUCGCUGACCUCCCUAGAGCUUUAUCAGAAAUCGCUUUCGGAAAACUUACGGGAUAUCUGCGGCUCAAGCCUGCUGCCGUACGGGAUUGCCACCCAGGUCUCUGCCACCCUUCCCAACGCUGUCGUCAUGCAAAUCAACGCGUCGCGAGACGCUACGCAGCCGUUGCGUCCCUGCGCGGAUACCUCUGAGGAGGAAGCUAUUCUCAAUGCUGCCGUUCAGCGCAACUCCAGCAAACGUCUGCUGCGAUUGCAGCUGACUGACGGAAAUGUCGAGCUCCCAGCGCUGGAGCUGUCCACCUUGCGCGUGUUCAAGGGAAUCCCGACCCCUGGUGAGAAGGUGUUGAUUCACAAGGAUGCCGAGGUGCAUAACGGCUGCAUCAUCUUCUCCGAAAGCAACGUCUCCUUGCUCGGCGGUGAGGUGCAUCAGCUGAAGCAGGACUUCCUCGCCCACCGCCGCCGACUAGAGGCUGGGUAUCAGACGAGCAACGGCCUCGAUGGGGCACCUCGUUUUGCGCCUCUGAUGGUUGGGCAGCAGUACCACCGUAAUGUGACGCACAUUGGUUCCUCAGCUGACAUGGGACAGCACGGUGGAACUACACUGUGCAACGCGAACGGGCGUGGGAGAGGGCGCGGGAGCUACGCUCACAGCGGUGGCGGUGCCGGCUAUGCCCAGCAAGCAAACGAUAGCUAUGGGAGGCGUGGCAGGGGCGGCGGUCAUAGCAGGGGAGGUCGGGGCAGCCGCGGUGGUGAUAACGCUUAUGGAAACGACGGUUGGCGUAGUGGGGGGAGGGGCGGUGGUGGCCACGGUGGACGAGGCGUUGGUGGUGGCGUCAACUACUGCGGGCGUGUCGGGGAUGUAUCGCACCACGUUGACACCGCAAACUUCCAGCCGUGCACGGAGAAGUUUCCGGAGAUUAACGAGGCAAAUUUUCCGCGGCUGGUAUGA